Messenger RNA from Lymnaea stagnalis (great pond snail), 4758 nucleotides. Lineage: Eukaryota; Metazoa; Mollusca; Gastropoda; Lymnaeidae. The record is from the annotation of a GenBank genome assembly.
ACAAAAAAGAGCUCGUUUGACAUCCGAUCCAGAAAAGAAAACUGAGAUGAAGAUGGAGAAUUUUAAACGAAAUAACGAUCCCUGGUUGCCUCUUGAUGAGGAUUUAACGACACUCCAAAAUCUUGCAAUAAAUCCGAUCCCUGCUAAUCCUUUACACCAGAUGAUUGACUCAGAAAAAUAUAUACAAUCUCUCGGUACGAAAUAUGAAAAUAUUAUUUAUUAUAAAUUUAUAAAUUAUAUAAUAUAUUUAUUGAAUUAUUGUUAUUAUAUUCAAAUUAUUUAUUUUAUUACAUUGUUAUAUUACUAUUUAAUAACUAUCAAAUACUAAUUAAUAAUUAACUCAAUUAUAAAUCACUACUACAAAGGCUACUAUUGCUCACUACUUUUAAGACAGCAGUAUAACUUUCAGUAGGGACUAUACAUUACAAUAAAUAUGAUUAUGAUACUGAUAUGGUGUAAUAGAAUAUAUAAUUUUAAUAUAAAUCUAGGCCAUUGGUUCUGAAAGUGGGCGGUACCAGCCCCUCAUAGGGUGGUGAUAUUGCUGAUUUGGGAGGGGGUUGUGUGUUUGUUAAAAUGCUCUGUAGAUUUAUGGGGCGAGGAUGAGCUAGGAUUACUCAAGGAGUUGGUGGUGGAUUAUAUGAGAAAAGAUUUUUAUAAUUGUUCGCUGGACUUUCCCCUGUUCUACUGUGUUUAGCAUUACAUUUUUUUUUACACUCUGCCAUUUUUGUGGCCAUGACACCACAUGUGAAAAUAUAAUGUAGUGCAAAAAACAGCCUCCUUGAAAAUCAACACACUUCUUAGGAAAGAAACGUAAAAAUAUUUUUUAAAAUUGUGCAAAUUUUAUUACAUUUUUUUUGGUGCGAAAAACCUUGAAGUAAACAAUCUACAACUCUGCCAAACCUGAAUGCUAAGUCAUUAUCCCUAACUCAAGUGUAAUUUUACCCCUAAAUUUAGUACCCCCAACUCAAGUGUAAAUUGAACCCCUAAAUUAAGUCCCCCUAACAUAGUGUUUGGUGACAUGGCUGAAAUCUUCAAACUUAAAAUUGAUGAUUUAAAGGCUAACCUGAACCCUUAAAUCAUGUUUUUGUGUGCGUCUGUUACACACUACAGAGAAAAUUGCAAAUUUGAAUAAAAUGAUUAAAAUAAUAUUUUAAAUAUUCAAAAGAAUGAUAACCCAACUUACAGUUUCAUCAAAUACACUAUUAUACACUUUAUAAAUCCAAAAUAUGUUAGAAAAGUCAAAAUCCAUUUUUACAAAAUGAUCUGAUGAUAACCCUGUCAAAAUGGAUGACCCAUUCAAAAUAAAAUGGCCUUGUUUUGAUUUGAAAUAUUAUAAUUAACCACCCUAUGAAAUAUUAAUUUUAAAAGUCUAUCAAUCAAAAACAUUCCAUAAGCGUAUAUAUAUAUAUAUAUAUAUUUCUAUAUCAAGAGAAACAAUCCCCGACUAAAAAAGGGAGGUGUUUCAUCAGAAUCUGGAGUGAAAUGUCAAGCUUACAUUGUCUAAUAUUUUUAAAAAAAAAUUAAAAUUAUAAAAUUAUAAAUUAUAUAUAACCUUUGAAAAGAGAUUAAAUGCAUUUAUAUUUAUCAGCCUUGAAAAAGAGAUUAGUCAGAGAUAACUUUUCCCCACAUUUUAAUUUUUGAAAACUUUUGAUAUUUCAAACAGUACAAAUGGAUGAAAUAAAUAUACAGGAUUAGUAAUAAUUUAAGACCUUCCUAAACAUAAUUGGAUGCAGAAAUAAAUCAAAUCAUUAUGCUUAUCUAAUCUGGGGAUAUAAAUAACAUUUAAUUGUUAUGAAUGUCAGUUUUUACGCAAGAAAAUAUGUAUAUUAUCUAUGACAAAGUCUUGUCAGAGAUGGUUACCAUCAUGCUAAAGAAGUGGAAUCUAACGCCUAAUAAUUCUAUUAUGACUUGCUUUGCAUUAACUUUAUUAGGUCUUGGCUCAUUAUGUAAAUUUUUUGUUAUGUAAGGUAGAACUUAUAAGAUAAGAUUCUUUAUUGAUACAAAUAAAUGUAAUUUUUUAAAAUUACAUGAACAUAUUCAUUUUCAGCACAUAAAAUAAUAUUUUAAAAAGAAAACAUUUUACAAUUAUCACAGUUUAUACACAAGACAUAAAUUAUUUCUCUAGCAUAGAAAUCAGCCAUCAUAAGUACUUAUCACAAUUCUAUGCUAAAAAAUUGUGGUAUUGAUGGAAUGAUAAAAAAUAAAAAGCUUUCUUUAUAUUGUGAUUACAAGUUCACCUUGAUACAUUUUUUAUUGCGUUGUUAUUUUUCUCAGAGUUGUGCAAACUGCUGUCCUGAAUUAACUUGAGAGGGCCCUAGGGAUAAAUUUAUAGUGCCAAGGGGGUCGUUGGCUGAAAAAAAAUUGAGAAGCACUGCACAAAUCUAUGCUCAGUAUAGUAUUACUUGGCUAUACUAGUUCGAGCGGCCUGUUUAUAGUUUUAUAUAGUACUGUACCUAGUAAAUUUUUGGUCUUGUAGUAUACUAGUCUGUAAACCAAGUUUACCAAGUUAAGACUUGUACUUAUAAGUUUAAGUUAUAACUCAUAAGUAUAAGUAGAAGGUAAAAAAAAAGGUCUAAAAAUAAUAAAUUGAGACACAAUAAGUACUAGACUUGUGUAGUAAAUGAAUCAUCUAAUAUAAUAGUUUAGUAGUGGUAUAAUUUAUAAGUAGGCCUAGAUGGUAUAAAUCAGUGUUUCCCAGUUCGGUGACAGGUUUCUAUUCUGGAGAUUUAUCUCUAUUUAACUCUUAUGCCAGAUUCUUUGGGUCUUUGAAAAUUCAAUUUUUGUCUUUCAUGGGCUGUUUAAAUGUGUAGCAUUAAUAAUUGUCUUAUUGUAAUAUUCUGUGCUAAAAUUCUAAUUAAAAUAAUUUUUGAAAUAAGGCUAAUUGGGUUACUAACUUUCAGCAAAAGCUACGGCAUUGCCUACUUGAGAUUAACAUAUGUUAUAACAUUUAUAAAGGAGUUUAUUUACCAUCCACAACUUCAUAUUAUGCACUAAGGGUAUGUAAUCAUAGAAUUGAAUCAGUUAUUUUCUGGUAAACUAUAUUGAUUAUAUUUCAGAACAAAAGCUCAAAAAAAUUUCCAAGGCGAGACAAGGGGAGCCCACUUCACAUGAAAUCAUAUCGUCCCUGGCUCUGUUCCACGAUGAUCAAAUGAGACGCUACAUAGACGACACAAACAUCAACAGUUUUACUUCAACUGGCACUUCCGCCAAUGAUGAGCCUACCACACCGCUGGCCUUUAUGCAAAGAAAACUACACCCAGAAAAACAGCCUUUGAAUGCUGAAGAAAUUCUUGAACUCGUCAAGGAAGAUAUUUUGGACAAAACUUUUGAGGAAAUACUAGAGAAGAAAAAUGGGGACUCCUCUCGUAUGGCAUCCAGUGGCUCAACUCUGCAGCUUACAGAGGUGACACAAGCAGAUGCCAAGAGUUCUAGAGACACAAGAGUACCUCUAAGAGAUGGGACACAAUUUUAUUCAGGGACUUCUAGGAACCCAUCAAAUUCUGAGUGCUCUUCUCAGGAAGAAAAGAUCAUUACAAUAAAUGACAGUCUUUCUGCCGUUAUAUUAAACUCAGCUACUACUACUGCUACUACUGCUACUGCUACUACUGCUACUGCUACUACUGCUACUACUACUGCUACUACUAUAGAUGAAAACUGGGCAUCCUUUGAGGACAUGAACUCUCAAAUAACGACAGAUAGUGCAGAUAUUUCCUGAUGAUGGAGCUGAGAUUCAUUUGAUAACAUUCCUCUUUUACUCUUCAUGUUGGAGCUGAUGCCAAAAAUUUAUGUUCUCAUUCUCAUUCAAUUGUCAGACUGGUUCACUGCCAAAAGGCCUGCUGGAACACUUUGUAUGGCAAUAUAACAUAUUUAGACAAAGGUUUCAGUUACAUAAAUUUAAAAAAACCCUAUGUGGGUUUUCUUAAAUUUUGGAUUCUGCUAAAUAAUAAAAAAUCCCUAUACACCAGUAUUGGAUGUCUAAAAAAAAUUGGUUAUUUGGUGUUUUAUUUCUAGCAUACCAUGCAUGAUUAUAGUAAUUACAUGUAUACCCUGUGGUAGUCCCUGCACUCAUUUUGUAAACCCCUGCUUGAAACAUUUUAACUUUACUAUUGUGUUACGUGCAGCCAUUAGUUUUUAAAAGGUUAAUGUUGUUUUAAAGUGGCUGGUUUACAAACGGUGCAUAAGUAAAGGACAGCACCAUUAAAUGAUUAAUCACAACAAAGAAAGGAGGUUACACACAUACAAAUAUAUGGAAAUGAAAGCUCCUGUAACUUACAACAUGUGAAUACAUAGAAAUGUACAAAUAUUAAUACACACACACACACAAUGAUACUCGUGUACCGGUAAGGCUCCUGUAGCAGUUGUCUCACUUAUAUCUUGUAUGUGUACCUUAUUUAUAGCCGGAGGGGGGGGGGAGAAGUUUUUAGAAUUGAACCUUCAGUCUAGAAGGGGAAGGAAGAAUUAUCCAUCUCUAUUUAGAAGCUUCUAGUAAGUUAAAGAGCAGCUUAAAGGAUAACCCGUGCUAAAAUAAGGACAAGUUAAUUGGUUUCCGCAGCUAUAAAAACAUAGGAGAGUUAGCUCUAUGAUACAACUCCACGUUGAACAAAAAUUGAGGUCAUCAAGGUCUACACCCAGGGCUGGGCUAUAACAAUUGGUAAUUUAUAUGACUUGAACUUGCCAAGUAUAUGUAAAGUACAAGUGUAUUUAUUUUGUUUAGUUCGCGAUGUUUAAUAAAAUAUGCAAUAAAUCUUUAAAAAUUUU